Mytilus californianus (California mussel) is the source of this 2507-nucleotide messenger RNA. RefSeq names its product pseudouridylate synthase RPUSD4, mitochondrial-like. Gene Ontology annotation, biological process: pseudouridine synthesis. Gene Ontology annotation, molecular function: pseudouridine synthase activity; RNA binding. The coding region runs from base 483 to 2399 and encodes 638 amino acids. The transcript is spliced from 9 exons. Lineage: Eukaryota; Metazoa; Mollusca; Bivalvia; Mytilida; Mytilidae. The record is from RefSeq and is a predicted model, not a curated record.
CAGCGCCCUUGCGGAGUUGUGUUGUGGUGAAUUUAGCACAACGAUCGAACAUUACUCGUACUCUAAGAGUUAUUUUUAAACGAAAUAAAUAUCUUAACAUUCACUACAUUGAGGACAAAUAUAUUUCUUCUCAAAUUACCAAGACAGAAGAGCAAACAUCUGAUAAUAAUGUCACAAAUGAUUUUUGUAAGGAAGAUGAUAUCUAUGGCAUUAAUGAAUUUUAUGAAUCACUUCAGCCUCGUGUAAAUCCAGAGGUGUCCCUCAAAACAGAACAGUUGGCAACAAAAUACAACAUUCCCAAUAUUAUCCCAAAGAAAAAAUUUGACACAGUUCAAGUGCCAUAUGGAUAUGUUCGCUUAGAUCCAGGUGUUUCAAAUAAGUUCCUAACGAGCCAAUCUUCUGAUAAAAAUGAAUCCUACAAUGUUAAAACUAAGCGACAAAGAAGAAAAGUGAAAAAUGUAAACACUUUAGAAAAUGACAACAUGCAAAUGGUAAUUAAUAAGGAGUCUUAUCCAGUAGUCAGAGAUGUUUCUAUACAAGAUUCUGAUUUAGCAGACAAAAAUGGUGAUAUCCUACAAAAUUUCUCAUCAAAUUUGAAAAAUCCUAGACUACAGCCAACUAGACAAGGAAAGGCUGCAAUAUUAAGUAGAGAAAAGAGAGAUUAUGAAAUGAAACACCCAGCCAAAAGUAAAUCAGAAAGACAAACUGCUACUAAUGAAGAGUAUAGACCCUCUAAUGAUAUUGAUCAAAACUACUUUGAUUCGUCUGUAAACCUAGGGAUGGAUAAACAAACAAAGAUGUCUAACAACACAUCUACAACUGUUGAGACACAAUAUUUUCCCUAUCUAUUAAAGCAGGAGAGCACACUGGAAAACUCCCAUCUUAAAGCUAAAUCUGUGACAGAAGACAACCAUGAUAACUUUAUAGACCAGCAAUAUUUUGACACUGUGCAUAACCAGGAACCUUACAGUAAUAUUCUAUGUGAAUCAAGCAGAAAUGUUUCAAAUAUUUCAGAUCACAGUCAUGACAGUGCAAACAUAAAAUCAGAAUCUUUUGGUGAAACACAAAGUAACAUUAUAGAUCAGCAAUAUUUUGAUUAUGCACUGAAGCAUGAAAGUGAUAGAGAUGGUCUAAAGGAAAAUACCAACAAUAAACCAGAUAUAUUAACUGAUCGUAAAUGUAUAGAACAUGAACAAGAAAAUAAUAAGUUAUCGGCUGUUUCACUUGAAGAAAUUGAUUAUAACCAAUUAAAUGAUCAUGAAAUUUCAAUUGAAAGUCAGUAUUUUAAUAAUUUACAUACAACAGAAAAGACAAACAGUAAUCACCAGUCAGAAAUAGAAAAGGGAAAUCCAAAUGAUAUAAAUCAAAGUAAAAUUACUCUUGAUUUAACCAUAGAACAUCAACAGGCAUCUGCUUAUAAACGUAAUCAAAAUGUCUCUUCAGGAAAACUACAUAACGAGAAAAGUCUCUCUACAGCUGAGGAAGCUGCCAGAAAAAUAAGAGAUGAGCUUGACGAUACAUCUAUAUUGUCUAAAGAAACAGCAGAACCAAUAAGAAAGAAACUCAGGCAAAACAAAGAAAUGAAGCAAAAGUUACAUGAUAUGACCUCUACAGAGGUCGUUAGCAAGCUUUAUCAUAGUAUUGUGUAUGAUAGAGAUGAUAUAAUAGCAAUCAGUAAACCCUAUGGAAUGCCUUGUGUUGAUGGCCCUGGAAUUCAUUUAACUGUACAGAACUGUUUAGAAAAGUUAAAGAACCAUGUUGACCCAGAACUGAAGAAGCUCCACCUUAUUACUCACUUAGACAGAGAUUCAACAGGGAUUAUCUUGUUAGCAAAAACAGAAAUGAUGGCCUUCAGAUUGACAGAAGCUUAUAAGAAAAAUGAAGUGAUAAAGAAAUUCUUUGUUUUGACCAAAGGCAUUCCUAAUCCUGAAGAAGGUGUCAUAGACAUACCAAUUGCAGAAGGCAAGAUAGAUGGAAAAUACAGGAUGGUUCUGAAACCUGAAGGAUUCAACAGACCUAAAGGAACUUCCAAAGCAGAAACUCAGUAUAAAGUAUUGUCAACCUCUGGCAAUGCUGCUUUAGUAGAAUGUAUUCCCUUGACAAGUGUAAAACAUCAGAUUAGAGCACAUAUGUUCUUUGGAUUGAACACCCCUAUCCUUGGAGACCACAAGUAUUCACAUAUAACCAAAAUGGCUCCACAGAAGAUAUUUCCUGACAUGCUGACUCGCCUGAGGAUACGACAAGCUGAAGUGCGUUACCUACCAUUACAUUUACAUGCCAGGUCCUUAGUUAUCCCAGAAUUCAUUGACGGUAGAAAUCUCAACAUCACAGCUUAUGUUCCUGACUUCUUUGUCAAUAACAUGAAAAGAUUGAAAUUAGAUUUCAAGAAACAUUUGUAAACUUAUGAAAUGGAGAGAAAGAAAUAUUUGUGAACUUAUGAAAUAGAGAGCAAGAACAUUUUGUGAACUUAGGAAAAAGACUAUAAAACCCAUUAGCUUUUGUUUUUA